This is a messenger RNA of Scleropages formosus (Asian bonytongue), 3252 nucleotides long. It is a transcript of the gene crsp7, whose product is annotated as cofactor required for Sp1 transcriptional activation, subunit 7. Bases 319 to 2175 code for a protein of 618 amino acids. Gene Ontology annotation, molecular function: transcription coregulator activity. The record is from RefSeq and is a predicted model, not a curated record. Gene Ontology annotation, biological process: regulation of transcription by RNA polymerase II; positive regulation of gene expression. NCBI's taxonomy places the organism in Eukaryota, Metazoa, Chordata, Actinopteri, Osteoglossiformes, Osteoglossidae. The transcript is spliced from 3 exons. Gene Ontology annotation, cellular component: mediator complex; core mediator complex; nucleus.
UCUUCCCACCAUGCAUUGGGCGAGCGGGUCUCUGCGAUGUAGUACGUUUCACGGAGCUGAGGAAACUGCCGAGCGCCGGAGAGGCGGACCACAAACGUAGUCGAAGUCUUAACUCCUCGGAUAUAUACACACAUAAAUAUUAUACACACAUAUUUGAAACAAACAAACAAGCAAGCAAACAAAUAAAAACACUAGAGGAGACAUGGGGUUUCAUCUUCUAGCACAUCUCCCAAAAGGCCUGUAAGUGUCUGCAAUUCACCCAGUCGUCUCUUCGGAGGAUUCCUCUCCCCCUGCCCGCCGAUCCGCACCAGCCAGGCAAUGACAGCGGCCUCGGCAACCCCGCAGCAGAUGAGGGACCGGCUGCUGCAGGCCAUCGACGGCCAAAGCAAUCAGAUCCACAACAUGGUGACUGUACUGGAAGUGAUUUCUCACUUGGAGAAGUAUCCUAUUACCAAAGAAGCACUUGAGGAAACUCGUCUGGGGAAGUUGAUCAAUGAUGUGAGGAAAAAGACAAAGGAUGAAGAUCUUGCCAAGCGUGCCAAGAAACUCCUGCGCAACUGGCAGAAGCUGAUUGAGCCAGGACAGAAUGAGGUACCGCCAAAGGGGACACCAGGUACCCCAGGCUCUGCCAAUGGCGGGAGCCAUCCGUGUCCAGCAGACAUUUCUCCCCCAACCAUCACUCCAGCUGGCAAACCAGCCUCAGAACUCAAGAGCAGAAAUGACAUCUACAACUCAUAUUCUCCCAAGGCUGAGAAAUCAAGCAGCCGAAAACGGAAGGGAGAUCAGAGAGACUGUAUGUAUUUACCAACGAAAAUAUCAAAAACGUCUGCCUUUGAGCAUAUACAGAACUCCACCCCACCACCAACGAAUGGCAUUGGGAGUAGCCCAGAGCCUUCCUCCAACACCUUAGAUGCCAACCCCCACCUGCUGUUAGACAGGGGCAGUACAGAACUUGACAAUGACAGACACAAUAAGAUUCCUGUCAAUGCGGUCAAGCCUCAUCCCACUACUCCAGGGCAUGUGAAACCUCCCAGCACUUCCUCAUUGCUCAGAACUUCAGUAAUGCAGCAGCACAUAAAAAUGGAUGAAGUAACCGGAAGUGGAAGGGCAAGCCACUGUCAGCCUAGAAGCCCCCGCUGUACUUCCUUCAGCCCAAGAAGUGCAAAGCAGGAGAUGGUGGCAAAGCGGCCUGCAACAUAUGCACCAAGAGGGACGCUUUCAAGUCCAUCUCAGAGUUCCAGGUUUUUGGACAGUUCUCCUCCAGUGCCCUCUCCUUUGCCUUCACCCCAGCCUUUAAUCCCCACUGCCCAAGUUUCGCUGGCUGAUAAACCUCAGUCUCCAAGGCCUAGGCCUUCUCUGCUGUGCAACGGGCCUGCAGAUAUGUACCAGCAACUGCAACAGAGUAUGGGGGCAGUAGAAUCAGCACAAGACUCUCAUAGUCCUGGACUUGCCUCGCAAAGCUUGUGUGCAGCAUCACAUGAGCUGGGCACUGAAGCAGGAAAGGUGGACAAUUACAGCAUGGCAUCGGGCUCUGAGGGGAAGAAGAGGAAGAAAUAUAGACCCAGAGACUAUACGGUAAAUCUGAUUGGGCAGUCCACAGAGGACAGCACAAAACCUGUGCGGUUAAAAGACCGCAGGCUCACUUUCGACCAUGUGACACAGCAGAUAAAACCCCUGACGCCUAAAGAGUCUUACCAGGGAGAAGAGCCUCAUGGGCGGUCCUCGCCCGAUCCCCCACGGACCGACCUGCUUAAGCAGAAGCCCGCAGCAGCGCUCCCCAGUCCCUUCCAACAGACAAACUGGAAAGAAUUGUCAAGGAACGAGAUCAUUCAGUCAUACCUUAGCCUUCAGAGCAAUGUACUGACAUCCUCUGGGGCACAGACCCCAGGUGCACAUUUCUUCAUGACAGAGUAUUUGAAACACGAGGAGCACCAUAUUAAGGAGUCCAGGAAAACGCAUGUCUUGGUACCAAAUAGCUCUGAAACGGACCUUCCUGGAGUCAGCCGAGAGGUGACUUUAGAAGACCUCUCCAGAAUACACAAUGAGCGCUGGCCCGGAGUAAAUGGCUGUUAUGACACCAAGGACAACUGGUACGAUUGGACACAGUGCAUAUCCUUAGAUCCUCACGGGGAUGAAAGUCGGCUGAACAUCCUGCCAUAUGUCUGUCUAGAUUGAGUCCUGUAUUUUUAUUUCUUUGAAAGGAGAAAGCGAAAAAUGUCCACUGUGAAUGGCAGGGAAGGCAGAACUGCUAACAUUUUCCACCACAGAGAAAUGUAAUGCAGGCGGGAAUAAAAGUGGUUGCCAUCAGUAGGCAAAAAGCACUGAUUCAUUCAAUUUUUUCCACAGAUAAAUUGUAGGGAAAACACCCUGUUUGUAGUGUGCUGCUACCAACAAAGAAUUGCAAACAUGGGUUUGAAGCAGAGGUAGACUGGUUUCCACCAGUAAAGUUACAACAAAGCAUCUGUGGCAGGGUUAAUAAAACAUCUACCAUAAGGUUAAGGGUUAAAUAUGUCCAGUAUUUAAAGUCUGGAGUGUGUGGCAGGAACAGACAUGUGGAGCAAGAGAUAAAUAAAAUUCCCUUACGAUGUAAUCAUUUAUUUAUUUGAUCUUUUUUUAAUUCUGGAAAUUUUGCAAAAACAAAUGUUUUGUUUGCAUCACACAUUCUGUUUGAACUGUUGGUUGUGCAAUUCAAAGUUGUGUCCAUGUUUUUGCACACUUUCUCUCACAGUAAAUGGGUUGGCUACCGUAACGUCCAUCAUUCCAUUCACCUUUCCACCUCCUUCCAUAUAAUUCAUGUUACAUGCAUUUGACACCAAUCUCUAUAUAUACACCAGGAAAGAAUAUGAAAAAGAUCUAUUUUUGAAAAUGUGUUGAAUUAAAAUAUUCAUUUUGUUGGCUUUUUCUCUUUUUUACCUGGUUGGUAGCUAUCUCUUCCUAAUUGCUCAGCCCUCUUCCCCAAGGAAUAAAAUAAAAAUUCAAAGUAAAAUACAACAGAGUGCUACUGCAUUGCAACUGUGUACUGUGAGGAACAGAAGAAAAAAAAUAAAUGUUUGUAUGCUGGAAAUUACUUGUUACCAUUCCUUUAGAUAUUUUGCCUUAUUGAAAAUUGUCAUAACACAGUUUUUGUGCAGAAAAGAGCCUUAGUGAAUGUACAGAAAUAAAUAUUCUGUGUUAAGUUGAAUGCAGAAGUGAGCAACUUUGCUAUUUGGUCCUUUUUAAAUGGACACAGUGGUAUAUUGUGUGAAUAAAAAA